Ictalurus furcatus (blue catfish) is the source of this 2827-nucleotide messenger RNA. RefSeq names its product glucagon receptor a (gene gcgra). Gene Ontology annotation, molecular function: peptide hormone binding; gastric inhibitory peptide receptor activity; glucagon receptor activity. The transcript has 14 exons. Lineage: Eukaryota; Metazoa; Chordata; Actinopteri; Siluriformes; Ictaluridae. The record is from RefSeq and is a predicted model, not a curated record. Bases 412 to 1956 code for a protein of 514 amino acids. Gene Ontology annotation, biological process: cell surface receptor signaling pathway; adenylate cyclase-activating G protein-coupled receptor signaling pathway. Gene Ontology annotation, cellular component: plasma membrane.
CUUUGACCGGCGUGUGUGUGUGUGUGAGUGAGUGAGAGAGAGAGAGAGAGAGAGAAAGUGUGUGUGUGUGUGUAUGUGUGUGCGCGCAUGUGCCAGUCAGUGCUCCUGCGCUCAAAGCUGACUCCAUGCUUAAACCCAAAGAGUAAAGUCGAAACAUCAAAAUCAACAACAACAACAACAACAACAGCAAAGGUGCUCGGGUGUCCAGAAGUGGAUUAGGAGCUCAUUGUGGCGAUGAAGUUUUUUGGGUGCGGGUGCGACGCGAGGACCCGGGACGCGCGCGCGCAGUGAAAAACGCACGGAAAAAAGAGGUGUUUAGUGUGGUGACCACUAAAGGACCCCUAUGAGGUGAUUCCCACCUCAGCCACCCUCAGGCCCCCCACCUAACGUCAGCAGCAGCACGACUAAGGGAUGUCACAGGCGUUCAUUCUGAGCGUGAUCAUUUUCUUCGCCUGCACCCAGGUGUCCUCUGCCUUGUCCAUGAAACUUUUAAUGAGAGAGUGGAUGAAGUACGAAGAGGAGUGUCUCAGGAAUAACAGCGGAGAACCACCAGCCAUGGGUUUCGUGUGUAACAGGACAUUCGAUAAAUAUGCCUGCUGGCCAGAUGGUUUGCCCAACACCACGGUGAGCGUCCCCUGCCCCAAGUACCUGCCCUGGCACACAAAAGUCCAAAAUGGCCUGGUGUAUCUGGAGUGCAUGGCCGAUGGCCAGUGGGCCAAACAGAAGAACGCAAGUGAGUGUGAAACAAACGAUCAGGCCCAGACUGACACGCAAUACUAUUUCAAGAUCCUCAGUAAAUUCAGGAUCGUAUACACCGUUGGUUAUUCUCUCUCACUGGGAGCGCUGGUGCUGGCACUCGGUAUCCUGGUGGCUUUCAGGAAGCUGCACUGCAUGAGGAACAACAUCCACAUGAACCUGUUCGCCUCCUUCAUCCUCCGAGCUGCUGCCAUUUUCAUCAAAGACGCCUUGUUGGAGAGACCCCACAUCAACCCGGGCACCACCACGGACCUCGAGAUGGAGCUGUUCGUCAAGAACGAAGUUUUACAGCCAGAUGUGGGCUGCAGGAUUGGUGUAGUGAUGAUGCAGUACAGUAUCAUAGCAAACAGCCACUGGCUGCUGGUGGAGGGGAUAUACCUACACAACCUGCUGGCUGUCACCGUGCUGACUGAGGGGAACCACUUCAGCAUCUACCUGUGCAUCGGCUGGGGAGCUCCACUGAUCUUUGUUCUGCCCUGGAUCGUUAUGAAAUAUAUCUACGAGAACGAGAAUUGCUGGGAGCAGAACAUAAACAUGGGGUACUGGUGGAUUAUUCGGUCUCCCAUCCUACUGGCAGUGCUGAUCAACUUCUUCAUCUUCAUACGCAUCAUUAAGAUCCUCGUGUCCAAGCUGAGGGCUCACCAAAUGAGAUACUCCGACUACAAGUUCCGGCUGGCGAAGUCCACCCUUACGCUCAUCCCCCUGCUUGGUAGCCAUCUGGUCCUGUUUUCCUUCGUCACCGAUGAGUCUACCUCGAACGGCGCCAUCACCCUGCGGCUCACGAAACUCUUCAUCGACCUCGUCUUCAACUCCUUCCAGGGGCUGCUGGUGGCCAUCCUGUACUGCUUUGUCAACAAAGAGGUUCAGUCCGAGAUCAUGAAGUUCUGGAAGCGCUGGAGGGGGAAGGACAUCGACGAAGACUACCGUCACACCUAUAGCAACACGGCUCAGGUGUCCAACAACAAACACGUCCAAGCCGCUUCCAGCAAGCUGAGGCUGCAGGACGUCUCGUGCUCGAGUUCGGUCGUCUGCACGUCUGAGGAGAAGCAGCUGCUGGCGCUCAACUGCCAUAACGGCACGGACCGCCUGCGCUUCACUUCCAAGGCACCGGACAGUACCAGCAGCUCCAACGGCACGCCGGCCGAAGAGCCGAUGGUGUGCAAUCAGGACCCACGAGGGAGCAUCGAGAGCAACAUGUGAGGACACGCAUGUAUGUAUGUGUGUGUGUGUGUGUGUGUGUGUGUGUCAGUGAUUCUCACACACUCUCGGCUCCGAGCCGACGGUCCGAGCGAGCAGCACCGUGACGGGUGUAAUGUGUAUUUGAGAGUGUGUGCAUGUGUGUGUGUGAUGUGUAAGUGUGUGUGAGCACCUCAGUGAUCGCUCUACGCUGGUGUGAGCUGCCCAUCUCAUGUGAAAAGAAAAAAAAAAAGAAAGAAAAUAAGUGUUCGGUUGUAACACACACCACCACACCGUCAUCACACCACCGCUGCGUCUUCAGCACACGGACCGGAACGGACCUGAAAAGAAAAAAAAAAUACAAAAACCUCAAUGAAACUUACAACAUGAACCUCAGACGGACACAGCAACCCGGACUGUACCUUUUCACCUCGGAUAACGGUCAACGGUCCGGAUCGAUCCGACUGCGGAUCAUGGAUUCUUCGACGUACAUACCGAAGUGUGAAUGAAGGAGAGGAAAUACAGCACUCGCGUAGGAUCUCCGGUGGUGUUUCCGGGUCCACUCUGACAGGACAGUGGUUCUGAAAGCCAAAUCAUGAUUAUGAACGAUUGCUUAGUAUUUAAAGAAAUGAUUUGUGACCAAGAACGUAAAAAUGAAAUGGACCGUCUCUAGUUUUAUCUUCAAUGUCGUCUCGGAGAACGAAAGGCGCUUUUUUUUUGUGUCAUUUGUGUAACUUGUCAGGUUUAAUUAUUGCCAUUGGGUUUUUUUUUUUCUAUACGGUCUCAAACAGACGAAGAUCGGUGCGAUUGAACGAUCUACUCAUGCAGUUCGGAAGGUGUGCCUUUUUUUCCCCCCAGAUGUGUAAAAAAAAAAAAAAAAAAAAAACACAACAAA